AUGAGAUCUCUAACUUUCCAAACCCUAAUCAUCACCAUUUUUCUCUUCACAAUCCCAACAUCAUUCGCAUCACCACAAACGCUUGAAAACGUUUUCGAGCAAUGCAUCACCGAUUUUAAACCUUCAAAUCCAAUAUCUCCAAUCCAAAACUUCACAUACACUCAACAGAACCCUAACUUCCUCACAAUCCUCAACAACUACGUUCGUAACCUCCGUUACUUCAACAACACGACACGUAAACCCAUCGCAAUCGUAGCCGCCGCAGACGUCACUCACAUUCAGGCCACGAUCACCUGCGCCAAGAAACUCGGCCUCCAGCUCCGGAUCCGCAGCGGUGGCCACGACUACGAUGGAUUGUCGUAUUUGUCGACAGUCGAUUUCGUCGUCCUAGACAUGUUCAAUCUCCGAUCUAUCGAGUUCGAUGCAAAGCUCGACACCGCGUGGGUCCAAUCAGGUGCUACGCUUGGAGAGAUCUACUACGGGGUCGCCAACAAAAGCAAUGAUCUCCGUGGAUUUCCAGCCGGAAUCUGCCCGGGUCUCGGCGCCGGCGGGCAUUUUAGCGGUGGUGGUUACGGAAACAUGAUGAGGAAAUACGGUUUAUCGAUCGAUAACAUUAUAGAUGCUAAGAUCGUCGAUGCUAAGGGAAGAGUCUUGGACCGGAGCUCAAUGGGAGAAGAUCUCUUCUGGGCCUUACGUGGCGGAGGAGCCGCUAGUUUCUGUGUUGUCUUAGCCUGGAAGAUUAAGCUUGUUCCGGUGCCGGAGAAAGUCACAGUUUUUAACGUCGAAACCCUCGGAAACAGAGGAGGCGUGAGCACCACGGAACUUGUAGCGAAAUGGCAAGAGAUCGCAGACAAGAUCGACAACGAUCUUUACAUAAGGUUAACUUUAAGCACAAGCAACAAAACCGUGAAGGCUUCUUUCAUGGGAAUGUACCUCGGAAACUCAUCGAAGCUUCUAGAAAUCAUGAACGCGAAGUUCCCUGCGCUUGCUCUGAAGCAAACCGAGUGUAUAGAAAUGAAAUGGAUCGAGUCGGUUCUGUUCUGGCUCAAUAUCCCACCCGGUACAGCACCAACAUCGGUUAUGCUAAACCGGAUCCCGCAAAAGCAAAUCUACCUCAAGAGAAAAUCCGAUUACGUGCAAGAACCGAUUUCAAGAUCCGGUUUAGAUGCGAUAUUCAAGGUGAUGUUGGAGAACGAGAACGUGACAAUGGCAUUUAACCCGUACGGAGGGAGGAUGAGUGAGAUUCCAGCGACAGCGACAGCGUUCCCGCACCGAGCUGGAAACAUGUUCAAGAUUCAGUACUCAGCGAACUGGUUCGUGCCAGGGGAAGCAGUGGCUAACGAUUACUUGAGCCAGACGGAAAGAGUGUUCGAGGCAAUGAGCCCUUACGUGUCAAAGAAUCCAAGAGAAGCGUUUUUGAACUAUAGAGACGUUGACAUUGGCACAAGCUUGAACUCGACGUACGAGGAAGGUAAAGUGUACGGAGUGAAGUAUUUUAAGAAUAACUUCGAGAGAUUGGUUCAGGUUAAGAGUAGAGUUGAUCGAGACAACUUUUUCCGGUACGAGCAGAGCAUUCCAGUGCUCUCCAGCCGCUAG
Molecule: messenger RNA, 1596 nt
Organism: Microthlaspi erraticum
Lineage: Eukaryota; Viridiplantae; Streptophyta; Magnoliopsida; Brassicales; Brassicaceae
Source: the annotation of a GenBank genome assembly